This is a messenger RNA of Leucoraja erinaceus (little skate), 4453 nucleotides long. RefSeq names its product RAB15 effector protein (gene rep15). Gene Ontology annotation, biological process: receptor recycling. Lineage: Eukaryota; Metazoa; Chordata; Chondrichthyes; Rajiformes; Rajidae. The record is from RefSeq and is a predicted model, not a curated record. The coding region runs from base 1081 to 1857 and encodes 258 amino acids. The transcript has a single exon.
AACAUAGAAACAUAUAAAAUAGGUGCAGGAGUAGGCCAUUCGGCCCUUCGAGCCUGCACCGCCAUUUGAUAUGAUCAUGGCUGAUCAUCCAACUCAGUAUCCUAUCCCUGCCUUCUCUCCAUACCCCCUGAUCCCUUUAGCCACAAGGGCCACAUCUAACUCCCUCUUAAAUAUAGCCAAUGAACUGGCCUCAACUACCUUCUGUGGCAGAGAAUUCCACAGAUUCACCACUCUCUGUGUAAAAAAUGUUUUUCUCAUCUCGGUCCUAAAAGACUUCCCUCUUAUCCUUAAACUGUGACCCCUAGUUCUGGACUUCCCCAACAUCGGGAACAAUCUUCCUGCAUCUAGCCUGUCCAAUCCCUUAAGAAUUUUGUAAGAUUCUAUAAGAUCCCCCCUCAAUCUUGUACUCUUAAAUCCCUCUGCUCUACAACACUCCCCAUGGGCCUACCGUUCACUGUGAAUUGGCAGAAUACCAUUCAGAUAUCAUUCAUUAAUCAUCAAUAUCAUUCUGAUAAAUCAACAACAUGUCUUUUAUAACCAUAUAACCAUAUAACAAUUAUAGCACGGAAACAGGCCAUCUCGGCCCUUCUAGUCUGUGCCGAACACUUACUCUCACCUAGUCCCAUCUACCUGCACUCCAUAACCCUCCAUUCCUUUCCCAUCCAUAUACCUAUCCAAUUUAUUUUUAAAUGAUAAAAACGAACCUGCCUUCACCACUUCCACUGGAAGCUCAUUCCACACAGCUCCUACUCUCUGAGUAAAGAAGUUCCCCCUCAUGUUGCCCUUAAACUUUUGUCCCUUAAUUCGCAAAUCAUGUCCUCUUGUUUGAAUCUUCCCUACUCUCAAUGGAAAAAGCUUAUCCACGUCAACUCUGUCUAUCCCUCUCAUAAUUUUAAAAACCUCUAUCAAGUCCCCCCUUAACCUUCUGUGCUCCAAAGAAUAAAGACCUAACUUGUUCAACCUUUCUCUGUAACUUCUUUCUAAAGUCACAACCCCUCUAGAUGUUCAGGGUUUUGGCCCAAUUAUUUUCCGAUGAGACCAUUGCUUAUGUAGUGAUGUUCUAACUUUGCCCAAUGGUGAAUGUGUUUCUAUUUUUACAGGGAAACCACUGUAUCGUCCAAAGGGAUUAAGCCACUGCCAAAUAUGAACUCUAAUAUCUUAAAAGAUUUCCUGAAAAUACCGGAGAAGUCUUCCUUUGUUCAACAAUUCAACCAGUGCGCCAUCGCUGCAUCCCAAAGAGUCAAAGAAUACAUUGGAUUUGAGGACCCGGAAUGCAAGCUGAAGAUACGUAAUUCCAUGCUGUCUGAUAUUUUCUUGAUGACCUACAUUAACCGGAGCGUCCAGUGCAAAGUGGUGGAAGCCAUCAGUUGUACGCGGAUGACGGAGGAACAAGCCAUGCUGAUGGGGGCAGAUUGGGUCUGGGCCGUGCACGACGGGCCUUCCAAGAACCCCAAGCUGCAGAUUGCCGUGCAGGUGAUCCACAUGGAGAGGGAGCGAGAGGAGGUGGAGGAGAAGAUGUUCAAGGCCUCCGAAUCCAUGAAACUGGCCAGGGCCGAGACCUUCAACAAAUCCAACCACGAGAAGAUUGCCGAUUUCUGCUCCUCCAUCGGCAGGGAUUGUUACGGACUCUUCCUCUUCUUCGGGUGCAAGGGAGACCCCAAGUCCGUCUGCGGGGUCCUCAGCAAUGACUUCCACGCCCGCCUGGGGAACAGCCAGGAGCUGGAUGACGUGUUCCUGCUGGAGUGCAUGGAGAAGACCAAGAACUUCGUCACUCCAGGAAGGAUGCUGGACCUGAUCCUUCAAAAGGAUGGUCCGUCCGAGGACUCAAAGCCAAUCUGUGUCAAAUUCACUCAGUGACCCUGGACGAGGAUAAGCUCUUGGUGAGGUCCAACGCAAGGCAGAUCAGCAAGCUAAGCCUUUGUCACUUGAAGGUUCAUCUUCCUAAACCUACCACUUCCCAUCUCAUCCACUAGGGGUCCUCCAACAGACCAAGUCUACAGAAGCAAUUUCCCUUCAGGACUAUGAGCUAUGGGGAUCAUGGGGAUCUAGCCAGGGUAGAGACCACUCGGCCCAUUGAAUCCAUGUUGGCCCACUCAAGAAGCAAUCCAGUUAAACCACACCAUCACUCUUUCCCUAUAUUCGGGAAAUUAUUAUUUAUCCAUUUAUCUUUUGAAGGUUAUGGAAUCAGAAAGGAAGCAGGUCCUUCAGCCGAACUCAUGGAUCCCAAACAAGAAGUCCCUUCUACGUUAGUCCCAUUUGGUCCAUAGCCCUCUAAAUCUUUCCUAGGCAUAAAUGUCAUGUUAAAUAAGGUGUAGAAGGAUGUGGCAAAUGUGGGCAAAUGUGAUUAAAAGUAAAUGGGCAAAAGGGUCAGCAUGAACAUGAUGGGAUGAAUGGCCUGAAUCUCUGCUGUACCCCUCUAAGAAUCCUGUCAGGUAACACAUUCCAAAUCAUAAGUCUUUGGGCGGCACAGCGACGCAGUUGGUAGAGCUGCUGCCUCACAGAUCCAGAGACCCAGAUUCAAUCCUGACUUUGGGUGCUGACUCUGUGGAGUUUGCACGUUCUCCUUAUGAUGUCGUGGUUUUCCACCAGGCGUUCCGGUUUCCCCCCCACACCCAAAUAAUGUGCGGGUUGGUAAGUUAAUCGGGCUGCUGUAAAUAGUUUGUGUUGGUGAACGGUAGAAUCUGGAGAGAAUUGAUGACAGUCACAAAAGCUUUUCACGGUACCUCGUGACAAUGGCCUAAAUUAAACCAAAGGUAGAUACAAAAAGCUGGAGUAACUCAGCGGGGGCAGGCAGCAUCUCUGGAGAGAAGGAAUGGGGGACGUUUCGGGUCGAGUCCCUUCUUCUGACCCUCCGCAGGCUUCUUUCAGACUUUAGGCCGAUUACUUCAGAUCUGUGGUCUUUCAACCAUCCUACCCACUGCCAGGUAGUUUGUUUGUGUUUGCUCAAUCUGUGAUUUUCAACACCAUUACCAAAUUUUACCUCAGCCUACCCCCUCGCCAGUAAAAGCCUCCCGUUAAGGACCUGCUUUGGUUUAUCAGUAAAUGCAUCAAUCGGCAAACAAGACCAGGGAGAUACAGAAGCAAUUAUCGUUUUCUCUUCCCCUCACCUCAACUCCCAUUCAUUGUGUGUCAGUAGGGACUGCAGAUGGUGGUUUACACCAAAGAUGGAUACAAAAUGCUGCAGUAACUCAAUGGAUCAGGCAGCAUCAGAGUCUAAUGAAGUCACUGACUCUCAGUGUGAAGUGUCUCGACCCGAAUGUCACCAAUUCCUUUUCUCCAGAGAUGCUGCAUGACCCGCUGAGUAGCUCCAGCAUUUGUGUUUGUCCCCGCUCAUUGUGACUGUCUGACAAGGUAGCAGAAACUGCUGAGGGGAGGAACGAUGGUAGUUAAUAAAAUUCAAAGAGGCAUUGUAGGGCAGAUGGACAGUUGUACAAGACGUUGGGGAGGCCACACUUGGAGUAUUGUGUUCAACUCCAGUCAUCUUACUGUAGGAAAGAUGCCGUUAAGCUGGAGGGAGCGCAGAGAAGAUUUACGAUAACGUUGCCAGGAGCGGAGGGCCUGAGCUUUAGGGGAAGGUUGGGCAGGUUGGGACCAUUGAGGCGCAGGAGGUUAAGGGUUAUGUUAUGGAGAUGUAUAUCAACAUGUGGGGAAUAGAUAGGGCAAGUGCACGUAAUCUUUUUCCCAAAAUAGGGGAAUCAAGAAUUAGAGAACAUAUUUAAGGUGAGAGGGGAAAGAUUUAAUGGGAAUAAGUUCACAAGUUCACCAGUUAUAGGAGUAGAAUUAGGUAAUUUGGCCCAUCGAGUCUACUUUGCCCUUCAAUCAUGGCUGAUCUCUGCCUCCUAAUCCCAUUUUCCUGCCGUCCCCAUACCCCUUGACACCCGUUCAAAUCAAGAAUUUGUCUAUCUCUGCCUUAAAAAUAUCCACUGACUUGGCCUCCACAGCCCUCUGUGGCAAUAUGAACCCAAGGGGCACUUUUUUCAUGCAGAGGGUGAUUAGUAUAUUGAACAAGCUACAAGAAGAAAUGGCUGAGGCAAAUACAAAACAUUUAUAAGACAUUUUGGACAAGUACAUGGAUAGGAAAGGUUAAGAAGGAUAUGGGACAAAACAUGGGCAAGUGGGACUAGCAUAGUUUUGGCAUGGACAAGUUGGGCUGAAGGGCCUGUUUCUGUGCUGUAUAACUCUAUGACACUAAGUUACCCUCUUUAAAAUACAACAUAAAUUGAUUCUGGGGGGUUACAUCUGAUAUAAGACUUGUGUGUUAGCUUGCCGGGGUUAUUUUUGGGAGAGGCUAAGUAGUUGGUGUUGGGGGAAGAGGGAGUUUUACACUGGCAUGCUUUCUAUUAAAAUUAGGUUUGGUAGAAUUUAUUGUGUAUUUUUCAAUGUAUUUUAAUUUUCCCUCAUACUUUGAUGUAGCAAAUAAAUUGUAUGAUGUAAUAGUGCAUAAUGAAUGGAA